AAAGAAAAUCGAGAGAAAGCUAGAAUGGAUAUUGAAGAGCUACCCUCAGUUUGUGUUCUUGAUGCCUCAACCUAUGUGGGUUCUUGGAUCCUCAAGGGGCUGUUGAGUAGAGGAUACACGGUUCAUGCAGCCAUACAAAAGAACAACGGAGAGACUGAGAUAGAGAAGGAAAUAAGGGGCUUGGGGAGAGAGGAGGAAAGAUUGGUGGUAUUUGAAGUCGAUGUCUUGGAUUACCAUAGCAUUCUAAUUGCUUUGAAGGGUUGUUCUGCUAUGUUCUGCUGCUUGGACAGUAGAGACGGCUACGAUGAAAAAAUGGUUGAUUCGGAAAUUAGAGGAGCAAUCAAUGUAGCGGAGGCUUGCGCACAGACCGAUACCAUUGAAAAGAUUAUAUUCAGUUCUUCACUAACUGCAGCGAUAUGGAAAGAGAGCAUUUGUUCAGAGAAGGAUGUAGACGAGAGGUCUUGGAGUGAUCAAGAAUUUUGCAGGAAAUUGAAGUUAUGGCAUGCCCUGGCAAAGACUCUCUCUGAACAGGCUGCUUGGGCUUUAGCCAUGGACCGUAUGCUUAACAUGGUUUCCAUUAAUGCCGGCCUAGUUCUGGGUCCUGGUGUCUCUCAGCAGAACCCUUUAUCAACCAUGUCAUACCUCAGAGGGGCAGCUCAAAUGUAUGAAAAUGGGGUGCUGGCCUAUGUAGAUGUGAACUUCCUGGCUGAUGUCCAUAUUCGAGCUUUCCAGGAUCGGUCCACAUGUGGCCGAUACUUCUGCUUCAAUCAGACGGUUACUACCGAGGAAGAAGCUGUCAAGCUUGCACAAAGCCUGAACCCUUUAAUAUCAUUACCGCCAAGGUAUGAAUACCAAGGUAAUGAAGUGCACGCUGAGAGGCUUAGAACAAAGAAGUUGAACAAGCUGGUCGAGGGUGCUGCAUAGACUUGUUCAUGGGCAAGGCAAGGUCGAGUUCAGGUCGGGCCUGCAUCAUCCUGGUUUAUUUUUGCCUGCCUUUGUAAAAAGUAAAGUUUUCCGCCAGCUUUGUGAUAAUGGAGCGUGUACAUCUUCUAGUUAUUUGACUGGAAUCAUGUAGGAAGUGUAUUUGAUGGUUGAUCAGCUUGAAAAAAAAUCACAAUCUAGAUAUGAAAUUGAUGGCUAGUUGCAACA
Messenger RNA from Populus trichocarpa (black cottonwood), 1149 nucleotides. Its product is annotated as cinnamoyl-CoA reductase-like SNL6. The record is from RefSeq and is a predicted model, not a curated record. The coding region runs from base 25 to 924 and encodes 299 amino acids. Gene Ontology annotation, molecular function: oxidoreductase activity, acting on the CH-OH group of donors, NAD or NADP as acceptor. Lineage: Eukaryota; Viridiplantae; Streptophyta; Magnoliopsida; Malpighiales; Salicaceae. The transcript is spliced from 6 exons.